Nipponia nippon (crested ibis) is the source of this 1590-nucleotide messenger RNA. The record is from RefSeq and is a predicted model, not a curated record. Lineage: Eukaryota; Metazoa; Chordata; Aves; Pelecaniformes; Threskiornithidae.
GCCGUGAUGCGCCACUGGCUGCCUGCUGGAGAUGCCUUGCUUCAGAUGAUCACCAUUCACCUACCUUCCCCUGUAACAGCACAAAAAUACUGCUAUGAACUUCUUUAUGAGGGGCCACCUGAUGAUGAAGCUGCUAUGGGUGUCAAAAACUGUGAUCCCAAAGGCCCUCUGAUGAUGUAUAUUUCCAAAAUGAUCCCCACAUCUGAUAAGGGGUGUUUCUAUGCUUUUGGGCGAGUCUUCUCUGUUAUUGUUUCUACUGGACUGAAAGUUCAAAUCAUGGGACCAAACUACAUACCUGGCAAAAAGGAAGAUCUUUACCGAAAACUCAUUCAAAGAACCAUUUUGAUGAUGGGUCAUUAUGUUGAGCCCAUUGAGGAUGUACCUUGUGGCAACAUUGUCGGUCUAGUUGGUGUUGACCAGUUUUUGGUGAAGGUGGAUACUAUUACCACCUUUGAAUAUGCCCACAACACGAGAGUGAUGAAAUUUAGUGUUAGUCCAGUUGUACGUGUUGCUGUUGAAGCAAAAACCUAUGUUGAUCUACCAAAACUAGUUGAAGGUCUAAAGCGUCUGGCUAAGUCUGAACCUAUGGUUCAGUGUAUUAUUGAAGAGUCUGGUGAACACAUCAUUGCUGGAGCAGGGGAGCUGCAUCUAGAAAUUUGCCUUAAAGAUUCGGAAGAAGAUCAUGCUUGUAUUCAAAUUAAGAAAUUGGAUCCAGUUGUAUCUUACCAUGAGACAGUUGGUGAAGAGUCAAGCCAGGUGUGCUUAUCCAAAUCUCCCAACAAACACAACAGGCUGUAUAUGAAGGCUCGGCCCUUUCCUGAUGGCCUGGUAGAGGACAUAGACAAAGGGGAAGUCAGUUCCCGUCAAGAACUGAAACAGUGUGUGCAUUACCUAGCAGAGAAAUAUGAGUGGGAUGUGUCUGAGGCUCGUAAGAUUUGGUGCUUUGGACCUGAUGGUACCAGUCCAAAUACCUUAGUUGACAUCACGAAAGGUGUCCAGUAUCUAAAUGAAAUCAAAGACAGUGUUGUUGCUGGUUUCCAGUGGGCUAUGAAAGAGGGUGUCUUGUGUGAGGAUAACAUGAGAGGUGUUCGUUUUGAUAUCCAUGAUGUCACUCUGCAUGCUGAUGCUAUUAACUGUGGUGGUGGGCAAAUCAUUCCUACUGUAAGGAGGGUUCUGUAUGCCUCUACUCUUAUGGCACAACUGAGGCUUAUGGAGCCCAUCUAUCUGGUAGAAAUACAGUGCCCAGAACAAGUGGUUGGUGGGAUCUAUGGUGCUCUGAACAGGAAAAGGGGACACGUUUUUGAAGAAUCCCAAAUGGCAGGAACUCUAGUGCUUGUGGUCAAGGCGUACCUACCUGUGAGUGAGUCACUUGGUUUUACUACUGACUUGAGAUCCAACACUGGUGGCCAGGCUUUUCCACAGUUUGUCUUUGAUCACUGGCAGAUUUUGCCUGGAGAUCCUUACAAUGCAAAUUCUCGUCCUUGGCAAGUUGUGGCUGAAACAUGUAAAUGUAAAGGCCUGAAGGAGAGUAUUCCACCUCUGGAUAACUUCCUAGAUAAGUUACAAUCACUUCUGUUUCAUGUUGUGUGA